AUGAAAUCACUUAAUCUAUAAUUUGGAGACAAUCGAUAGAAUCAGAGAGAAGACAUGUUUCUUGCUAACAUAGUUGAAAAAGUAUAAUAAGGAAAAAUUGGGUUGAUAUCUUUUGUUGAUCAAGCCUAAUUCAUUGAUUUGAUGACUUAGAAACACAAAAAGAAAGCAAAAGUAUAACCUGCGUUUAAUAAAAUAUUUGCAGCAAUUUAAAUAAACUUGGCAAAGCAUUAACAAUCAUAAUAAAAGAUUCAAGAAGUAAGUUAUGAGAUAAAAACAAUAUCGUCAACUCGAUAAUUAGGCUAUAGAGGAUCCUUUAAUAUCUCUAAUAAAAGUGGUGCUCUGCUGUUACACAAGGAUAGUAAUCUAAAGGAACAUCAAACAAAUGAAUUUAGUGAUAAGGAGAUUUUGGAUUAGUAAAUAUUAGAUGAAGCAACAAAAACAGAAAGAAGCAAGCGGAAUUUAAGAUUGUCUUAGAUUACUUCAGAAAAAAAUGAAAUUAAAGGGGUUAGAACAAUUCAAACUAGUCGUGAUAAUACUCAGGAUUAGUUUUUGAAGUAAGAUAAUUUGUCAACAGCAAGGAAUGAAAAAUUAAAUUAUAAUUUGUUGACCCAAGAAUAAUCUGACCAAUCUUAAUCUUAAAUCAAAAUGGAAUCCUAAUAAUCCUGCUUGAUUCCAACUGAAAAAUUGAGGUAUGGUUUAAAUACAAACUUCACUUCUGAAAUAUCAAAUGGAUAAGUAUAAAAUUAAUCUGCAACAUUUAAUAAUUAAUAAGAAUCUAAUUAACAAUAGCCUUUAACAUCUAGAAAAUAAUCUGAUGUCUUAUUAAAGUCAAUUAAAGGCAGUUAUCCUUAAAAGGCAUAUUUAAUAAGCUAACAAGAAAACAGCUCAAGGAAAACUUUAACACCAAUCCAACAAACAAAAUUACCUCCCGUACUCGAUCCAAAUUAAAGACAUAAUGAAACUAAUUAAUAAACAAAAUCUGUCAGCAAGGCUGAAAAAUAGUAAAAUGUGAUUAAAAAUUAAAAAGCCACUCAUCGACAGCAAUAAUCUUAAUAAGAAUUUAAAUAAUAGAAAAGAAUAUAGCAUAAGCCUUAACAAUCUUUAGCUGCAAAACAAAAGCCAUUAUUAGAGCAAGGAAAAUAAUAGUAAUAAUAAUAACUAUUAACAUAAGAAACCAGUUUUUGUGGUAAUAUUAAUAAUUCAUAAAAACCAUCAAGAAGGGACAUAGAUGAAAGACAAUAAGAAAGUCCCUAAUUUUUAAGGACAGAUCUCAUAGAAGAUAUGGUUAUAACAAAUUCUCCUUAAUAAUCACAACCUAAGGACACUCGAUAAACAACUCAUUUUAAACAAGAUAUAAAUGCCUUAAAUAUAAGUGAACAUUCAUUUCAGUCUAAGAAACAUACAAUAGACUAAUAUGAUAUUAAUUCAUUGAUGCCUCCAUAAUCUUCAAGGACUUUAACUUCAGCAUAGAAAGAUAAGAUAGAUUAAAGAAAUCAUGAUAGCAAUAAUUCUGAGACUGACCAAAAGCAACACAAGAAUUAGUUGACAGUUACUUUUAAGAGAGGAUCAAAGCGAAUGAAAUCUCACAAUGUUUAAGGGAAUGAAAAUGAAUAUGAUCAAUAGGAAGAUGAAAAAAAGAGAAGAUACUCAUAAGAAAGAUUAUUCAAAAGUGACAAUAGAUUUGAAAAGCUUGAAGAAGAUAGAUAUUAAUAUACCAUAAAUAAUUUAGAACAAAGUGGUAGUUCUUCUGACUUAAAUAAUUAUGAAAAUGAAAAUAAUAAUAAUUAAAUAAAUAUCUAAGUAAGUAGAUGUGAUAAUCGUGAAAAUAUCAUAGAGGAGGAAUCCUUAGACGGUUCUAUGAGACAACAUCAAGCAAUACUAUUUUCAACUUAGGAUAGAAUGCAUUUAAAGAUUGGGGACAAUUCAUAUCUUCCUUAGUCUUCUUCAAGAAGUGUAGCCAAAUCUAUUACACCAAAUACUCCUGUGGGUUCUGUUUAUACUGCUUAGCAUAGUACUAAUGGCACUGUUCAAAAUACCUAGGUUUAAAGGAAGAGGAAGUAGGCUAAUUAGCAUAAACGACCUCAACUUUCAAAUGAGUAUUCUCAAACCAAAAUUUCCAUACAGAAAUAAAAGUCUGAAGAUAGCUAUUAUGAAAAGGAAUACACAAAUGAAUCUUCCCAAGAGCCAGAACGAUCUAGCAGAUUGAAACCAAAGAAACUAUAAUAGAAAUUGUAACCACCUUUGACCUAAAUUUAAUAAUAAAGAAGAAAAUCAUCUACUCAAGUUUCUCCAAUGGAUCCCAGAAAAGCUGAAUAAAUGGAGAGGGAAAAAUAAAAGUAGUUGGAUUACUAGAAAUAAAUUGAAAGGAUGAAAUUAGAAAGGGAAUUAAUGGAAUAGUAUAAGAUUCCUGAAGAUAUGCCUCUCCCUUAAAAGAAACAAAUUAUCGAAUCCCUCAUUGGCGAAUUGAGUCAUCAACAUGACCAAGAAAUUCAUUAUUAAGUCUCUCUAUAUAAUGAAAGAUAAGAUUAAAUUUCAAAUAUCUAAAGAAAUUAUGAAGAAAAGAUAGAUUUUAGAUAUAAUAUUGUGAAUAGUUGUUAUUAUGAGAUGGAUUAUUUGUGCGACCACAAGUUGAAAUUAAAAUAAAAAGAUCAGGAAGCUCAAAAAAUUAUACACUUGAAAUUUCAAGAUCAAAAUUAUAAUAAUCAACCUAAAUUAAAUUAAAAUGGAGAUAAAGAGGAAGAAGAAGAGGGCUCUCCUUUUAAAAAAUAAAGUAAGUUGGUAUGCAAUUUUGAUCCAGUGGAAAUAGAAAACCAAUUAAAACGAAGAGGUGAAUUUAUGAAUGAAACUGAACUUCUCAAAUUUCUUAAAUAAUUUUAAUCUGAAUUCGACAAAAAAGUUUAUUAAUGCAAUCUCGAUCAUCCUAUAUAAGAUAAUAGAUAAGAUGAUAAACAAUUCACUAGAGGGCUCAUAGCUCGCAAUUUCAGAAGAAAACAGACUAAAAAUAUCACAUCCAAAAUCGAAUUUAACAAUUAUUAAAUGGAUAUGAAUAAAAUUUAAUAUGUUAAGGAAAAAGCUACUAAAAUAUAAAAACUAGGGUUAUAUCUUUUAAUGAACUCUUGA
Molecule: messenger RNA, 3120 nt
Organism: Paramecium tetraurelia
Lineage: Eukaryota; Ciliophora; Oligohymenophorea; Peniculida; Parameciidae
Exons: 3
Source: RefSeq, a predicted model, not a curated record